CUCCAAACGGCAACAACUUCGCUCAGCUUCUUGAUGAUGCCAGCUGGAUAGGAGAUCAAGUCGCUAAAGACACCUAAAAACCCACAGCAACUUUAUGGACCGAUGACAAUGGCAGCCAAGUUCAUUCCGCGUCAGGUUUUCCCCAACUAUGGGUCUAUCCCGAGGUCCUAUUUCCUGGGUCACCAUAGGGCCGGGUUGAAGAAGAUGCAGAACAUGCUUUCUUCCAUCGAUUAUGUAGUCGAGUGUCGCGAUUACAGGGUCCCCGUCACCUCUAUCAACCCUAUGUUCGAAGAAGCACUGGGAAAGACACGACGGUUGACCGUCUAUACAAAGCGAGAUCUGGGUGCUGCAUCGGGAUCGAAUGCGCAGAAAUUGGCGGAGAAAACCAUUCGAACCUUCAACAAGAACGGCGCUACAUUCUUCGUGAGUUCAUCUUCUAGGGCAGAUGUGGGCACAAUCUUAAAACACUUGCGGGACGAUGCAGAAGGACCGGACAAGCUUGUUGGAUGCCGGGUGAUGAUUGUUGGCAUGCCUAAUGUGGGCAAGUCGACUCUCAUCAAUCACCUGCGUAAUCAGGGUGUGGGCAAGGCCAAGGCGGUGCGGACCGGUGGCCAGCCAGGUAUCACAAGGAAGAUCGGAACACCCGUGAAGAUCAUCGAAAGAGAAGGUGGCUCCCAUGUCUACGUAUUGGACACCCCCGGUGUAUUCAUGCCAUACGUGCCGGAUGCAGAGAACAUGCUUAAACUAGCUCUGUGUGGCUGUGUGAAGGAUUCGGUUAUCUCCCCGGUCACGCUAGCCGACUACCUAUUAUAUCACAUCAACCUGAAUGACGCCGAGGUAUAUAAGCGAUGGUCUGAGCCGACAAACGAGAUCGUACCUCUAUUGAACAACUUCGCCCGACAUGCUGGUCUCCUGGCCAAGGGCGGUAUCCCAAAUAUCGACCUGGCAGCACUGCACUUCAUCCAAAAGUGGCGUGCCGGCGACCUGGGCAGAUUUAUGCUUGAUGACCUGAAGGAGGAAGAACGCCGUCUGCAAGAAGGCGGAGAGCGAGAGAUACCCACCAGCUAUACCCAGGCCUUGAAGGCCGAGAAGCUGGGCAGAAAGCAACCCAAGCUGUAAAUAAAUAAAGAAUCAUGUAACAUAGAUAUUUCUCCCAUCCAUUGUACAAAA
Molecule: messenger RNA, 1170 nt
Organism: Aspergillus eucalypticola CBS 122712
Lineage: Eukaryota; Fungi; Ascomycota; Eurotiomycetes; Eurotiales; Aspergillaceae
Product: putative GTPase MTG1
Exons: 2
Coding region: 109-1119 (336 amino acids)
Cellular component (GO): mitochondrion
Molecular function (GO): GTPase activity; GTP binding
Source: RefSeq, a predicted model, not a curated record